AUGGACCAUAAAAUGUCAGAUCUCACCGGUACUUCCUCGACCAUGAGAUUAGUUGAACAAACAACCUUCAAUCUCGUGAAAUCUCCUAGAUCUGGAGGCGGAAAUCAUAAAUCUAGAGGCAAAAAUCAUAGAUCUGGAGCCGAAGCUCGUAGAUCUGGAGGUUGUGGUUUAUCGAUAGUAGGAGACAGGAACGAGGGAGACAACGGUGAUUGUAGGGGCGUGGCGGCGGUGACAAUGGAUGUCCAGAUGCGAAAGUGGUGGCAAUGGCGUGUCAUCGACAAUAGGAAGAAGAAGCUCUAA
Molecule: messenger RNA, 300 nt
Organism: Lactuca virosa
Lineage: Eukaryota; Viridiplantae; Streptophyta; Magnoliopsida; Asterales; Asteraceae
Source: the annotation of a GenBank genome assembly